Molecule: messenger RNA, 1489 nt
Organism: Sebastes umbrosus (honeycomb rockfish)
Lineage: Eukaryota; Metazoa; Chordata; Actinopteri; Perciformes; Sebastidae
Product: pleckstrin homology domain-containing family F member 2-like
Exons: 2
Coding region: 136-984 (282 amino acids)
Molecular function (GO): phosphatidylinositol binding; metal ion binding
Source: RefSeq, a predicted model, not a curated record
CAGCCGCUUGCCUCAUCAGACAGACGAGACGAGCACAUGACAACAUCUCACACCUACAGAGGCGUGGAGCUAUCAGCAAAACCAGGCUGACGACAGCUGACUGUUGACUUGUUUACUAGAUCCAAAGGACACACCAUGGUGGAGCAGCUAACGUUUGCCCAGGGUAACUGGCAGCGGAUCCACGCUGUGGAGAACUCAUUUGGGCCGUUGGGGAAGCCCCUGUCCAUGCCGGGCCGGGUUCUGAUCGGAGAGGGCCGGCUGAUGAAGAUGAGCCGCCGGGGGCCACAGCCUAAAGUCUUCUUCCUCUUCAACGAUGUGCUGGUGUACGGCAGCAUCAUCCUGAAUGGCCGUUGGCACAAAAAACAGAAGAUCAUCCGUCUAGAGGACAUCCAGCUGGAGGACUUGGAGGACGGCAUCAAAAUGAGAAACCAAUGGCUGAUUCGCACACCACGCAAGUCCUUCUACGUGGCAGCCAUCUCAAACGAGGAGAAGCGAGCUUGGAUCGAACACAUGGAGAACUGCCGGUCCAGUCUGCUGCAGAGCGCUGGCUGCAGGCCCGGGUCCACCUUCGCCGUCACCUGGAUCCCUGAUCGGGCCUCUGCGGUCUGCAUGCGCUGCUCCAACAGGUUCUCCGUGACCCAGCGGCGACACCACUGCCGAAAAUGCGGCUUUGUGGUCUGUGGUGGGUGCUCCAAGAAGCGAGCGGUAAUCAGCCACAUUCACCCGACUAAGGUGUUGAGGGUCUGCACCAUGUGUCACUCGAGUCUUACGACGCUGGACGCCAAAGAGGUGAAUCGUCUGAGGUUAAGCAGCACAGAGCAGCUCGGCUUGGAUGAUGAUGAUUACGUGGAGGCAUACAGUGAAGAAGAGGAGGCAGAGGAGCAGAUGGAGGAUGAUGAUCCCAGCAUGUGGGUGGACUCCCAGAUGGAAUCCCUGUCCACCUAUGUCUACUUCAGACCAGAGCAUGUGAAGCCCAAAAUGUAAGCACAUCAAGAGUGCUGCAGCCACUCAGAAAAAAAAACUUGUAUUGGACUUUGGGUCUUUCUUUAACAUGGACACAAUACUGCUGCAACUUUGUGCAGUAGGAGCAAGUAAAAAGACAUUCUCACUCCGUCAUAAACAUGACUAGACAAUAAUGUAUUAAGUAGAAGAAUUUUGUACAUAGUGUAUUUAUUGAUGUGAAUACUUUGUCUUUUCACAUUAUUCUGUUUGUGCAACACUGUUGCUGUGAAGUCGUCGCUUGAGUUCAGUCUGCCUUUCUAGAUUUUUAUUUAAGUCUGAUUUCAGUAACGUGUGAAUAUGUCAGUGUUUGUGUACAUGAAAUCAUUUGGACUUUAACCACAUUAAACAUGUGAAAGCCUCACAAAAAAAGUUUAUAGCUAUCAUUCCAGUACUGAUUAAUCAAGAAUAUACAACAGAUCUUUCCUAGAAGUGAUCAUGGAUUCUGACUGUACCUGUAAUAAACAUCAAUAAACGUGUGUGGAAUGUA